Acanthopagrus latus (yellowfin seabream) is the source of this 2842-nucleotide messenger RNA. Its product is annotated as CCN family member 3-like. The transcript has 6 exons. Gene Ontology annotation, cellular component: extracellular region; extracellular matrix. NCBI's taxonomy places the organism in Eukaryota, Metazoa, Chordata, Actinopteri, Spariformes, Sparidae. Gene Ontology annotation, molecular function: integrin binding; heparin binding. Bases 563 to 1618 code for a protein of 351 amino acids. Gene Ontology annotation, biological process: cell adhesion; signal transduction. The record is from RefSeq and is a predicted model, not a curated record.
CAAACAAGAACAGUGUUGUAAAUUGUAACCCUUAUAAGUCUCCCACCGCCCUUCUUUAAGGUUACGUUUCUGUCCCUCUCCUAGGUGAAACCUAACAUUCCCAUUCCCAAAAUGCCAGGGAGAAAUGCAGUUCACGGGACCUGUAAGCUGAAUUGUAAACAUAAUUCACAAUGUAUGGAUCUGCCAGGUCACUGGUUGCCAUGGUUUCAGCCAAGCACGUCAGCAACCUUUACGACAGAAGGUCAGUCAGAGGAGAAAGCUACGAUUGGCAGAGGUACCCUCUCUGACAGGACCUCACAAAAAAAUGUGACUCUCGUCUUCCUCCAACACUCUGGGCGAUCUCUCCAACAUUCCUUCCUGUUUGUCGUCAUGGUGCCAGCAGGACAGCUCGGCUAUAUAAGGUCCUCCUCUCCCGAGUCCUGAGCCACAACGACAAAGAGAUCACAACCUUCUGCUACGCCACAGCCAGAGAGGAGGGAAGAUUCAACCCUGAACCAAAGGACUCAGCUCAGCUGCAACAACUGGAAAAUCUUUUAGACCGGAGAUCAUUUUGAUCCUGAAGAUGACCAAUCUGUCAGAGAGAGCUCUUUUUGUCUUCUUCACAGCUCAGGUGUUCACACUCGCCUGGUCCCAGGGGUGUCCUCGCAGAUGCCAGUGCCCAAAGGAGCCCCCCAUGUGUCUCCCCGGGGUGCCCUUGAUCCUGGAUGACUGCGCCUGCUGCCUGGUGUGUGCCCGUCAGAAAGGUCAGGUGUGCUCUGAAAUGAACCCCUGUGACACACGUAAAGGGCUGCAAUGUGAAUACGGGACAGACAUCCGCAAGAGGACUGGCAUCUGUAUGGCUCAUGAGGGAACCGUUUGCGUUUUGGAUGGUUCCGUCUAUCAGAACGGCCAGGUCUUCUUCCCCAGCUGCAAGUACCAAUGCAUGUGCCGCGAUGGGCAGAUUGGCUGCGUGCCUCGCUGCACCGUGGAUGUGAUGCUGCCCGGGCCCGACUGCCCCGUGCCACGCCGGGUCCAGGUGCCCGGAGAGUGCUGCGAGAAGUGGGUGUGCGAGCCCCAGGCUGAGGCCAGUGCGCUGGGUGGUUUUGCCAUGGCGGCCUAUCGUCAGGAGGAAACUGUCAGAUUUGACAAUUACGACGCCAGCCUGAACUGCAUUGAGCAGACCACAGAGUGGGGCGCCUGCUCUCAAACCUGCGGCAUGGGGGUGUCCACGAGGGUCACCAAUAAGAACCGUCGGUGUGAGAUGGUGAAGCAGAGCCGACUGUGUAUGAUCAGACCCUGUGACGACCAGCAGGACCAGACGCUACUGACACAGCUCGCACCAAAGAGAGGCAGUAAGUGCCAGAGGAUGGUGAGGAGUGACACUGCCGUCCACCUCUCCUAUAAGAACUGCACCAGCGUCCAUGCCUACAACCCUCGCUACUGCGGCUCCUGCACAGACGGCCGCUGCUGCACCCCCCACAGAACCAAGACCGCCCUGGUGGACUUCCGGUGUACCAAUGGCAAAACCACCAAGAGGCCGGUGAUGGUGAUCCUGACCUGCGCCUGUCACAGCCACUGCCCCCGAGACAACGCUGUGUGGCCGCCAUCCGAGCUGGGAUACAGCGGCAUGAGGUUCUAGGUCAUCAAGCUACUCUGAGAUAAUAAGAGGGUCGCAAUGAACAGGAAGUCAAGAUUGUAUCUGAUUGUAAUUCUAAAACCAGUAAUUUUGAGUUGCACGGAUUCUAAAUAUUAGAUUUAAAAAUGACUGUAGAAUACACCCACUUCAAUAGUCAGACAACUGUGCAAUCAAUUAUAUCUGCUUAUAAUGGGCAGAAACAGAUUCAUUAAAUGAGAGUCCCCUUUUAUGGUUGUGAUGACAGAGAACUGAAUAGUUCUGUAUCACACUCUUCUCAAAAGGGGUUUAAUUGUGUAACAUCCUGUGGACAAAUAAGUGUCAUGUUCACUUAAGUAGAAUUGAAGCACUUAAACCUUGAGGAGAUCAGGUAGCAUAUACCACCAGCUGCUCCCAGCAGACAUCGGUUGUUCGUGGGUGUUCUUACGUAUGUGGAGGAAACGGCCUUUGUUCAUGAGGUCAAAUAGUCACAGGGUAGUGUAGACAUGCACGGGAGUCUUGGUGGCUUAAAGCCCUCCAAUCAGAUGGUUUGAUUAAGAGUUGGGUUGGUCAAUCAGACAUGAUUAAGAGUAUUUUAGACAAAGAACAUGAAACUACAGUGUGUUUUGUUCCGCCUAAAUUAUAUGCACCCUCCCGAAUAAAGUAUAACACAACUUAAAACCCAAUACAGAGAACAGCCACAUCCUAUGACCUUCUCAACUGAUAGAUUAGAAAGAGCAGAGAAAGGGAAGUUAAGGUUUAUAGGGCGAGCUGUUACCAUGGAAAUGCUUUGACUCUGGGUCGCAUUUUUGAAAUAACUGGACUAGGUACUUUGACCUGGGCUCAACCUUUGAAAGAGAGCUCACUGUGGUGACUUAGUGUCAUUUCUAGCAUCUUCCUGCCCCCCAUUGUAAAAUGCAUAAUGUCUAUAUGUUCCCGCCAAUAAAUGCAAAUCUAUGUUUUUAUGGUUUAGAAGGAAGACUAUAUACUGUUUUUUUGAUUGUUUUUGUUUUGGGUUUUUUUGUUAAUUAUAGCGCAAGUAAACAUUGGCUAUUUUAAGAUGACAAAAGUUCUGUAAAUACUUGCUGUAUAGCUUGUGUCACUGAGUGUGUAUCAAAUACACAGCUUUAAUUGGUAACAGUGUAAACAUGAAUUGUAUAUAUUGGUAUGUCGUUUUGCUUACUACUUCAGUUAUACUUCACACUGCUUGUUCCUGUAUUGAUCUGAACAAUACUGCAAAAAUCAGCAAUU